AUGAGCAUGCAAGUAACCAAGCAGCUCCACGCCCACAUAAUUGUCGCUGGACAUCAACUUCAGCAAGAGCACUACCUCCGAAAUCUCAUCACAUUCUUCGCCAUCUCUAAUGCUUCCUCUCUGCACUAUGCCCGCAUCAUCUUCUCUAAUAUUCUAACCCCAUCAACCGUACUAUACAACACCAUGAUCAGAGCGUACGCCUCCAGCUCCGAUCCCUGUCAAGCAUUACACCUCUACAACCAAAUGCGGGGAGAAGGCCCGCCGCCGAACAAGUACACAUUCCCUUUCUUGCUCAAGUCGUGUUCCAUUCUCCCCCAUCUCUCCAAAGGCCAAGAGACUCACUGCCAAAUUAUCAAGCACGGCUUCCACUCCGAUAUCUUCAUCCAGAACGCGUUGAUCCACCUCUACGGGUGCAAUGCCAAGAUCGUGCUGGCGCAUCGAGUCUUCCAGGAUAUGGGUUUUGAUCGGGACAUUGUUUCUUGGACCACUUUGGUGAGUUGCGUGGCGAACUUCGCCUCUAUUAAAUCGGCACGUAGGCUGUUCGAUAAAAUGCCGACGAGAAGCGUUGUUUCUUAUAGUGCCAUGAUCUCCGGAUAUGUUCGAGUGGGACGUUUUAAGGAAGCAUUGGAGCUGUUUCGCGAUUUGCAAAUGGCAGCCAUGGAACCUAAUGAUUCUACGAUCAUGGGUGUCCUUUGUGCCUGCGCGAAUCUUGGGGCUCUUGAUUUGGGUCGGUGGAUUCAUUCCUAUAUCUGCAACCGAAAAGGGAGGACUGUUGAUACUCGAAUAAAUACUGCGCUCAUAGAUAUGUACUUCAAAUGUGGAAGUAUAGAGAACGCACUACACGUCUUCUUGGGAACCCAAGAGAAGUUAGUUGGCGAAUGGACUGCUAUGAUAUCUGGGAUGGCUAUGCAUGGUCUUGGCCAUAAAUCCAUUGAGUUGUUCGAAGAAAUGCUGAGGUCGGGAGUUCAACCCAAUGUUGUGACUUUCGUUGCGCUGCUCUCUGGAUGCACUCAUGCCGGAUUGGUGAACGAAGGUCUGGUGUAUUUUGAGAGGAUGAAAGGUGAGUUUGGGAUUGAGCCCACAAUCGAACAUUUCGGUUGUGUGAUUGAUCUGCUCGGCCGGGCUGGGCAGAUAGAACGGGCGCUCCGGUUCAUCCGGGAGAUGCCCGUGGAGGCUAAUGCCGCCAUCUGGGGUGCUCUUCUGAAUGCCUGUAAGGUACAUAAGAACAUGGAGAUUGCUGAAAUAGCUACGGGAUGGUUGGUUAGGGAGCAGCCAUGGAACGGAGCUCUGUACGUAGCUUUGAUGAGUUUGUAUAGAGAAGCUGAGAGAUGGGACUGUGUGGAGAAGGUGAAGCAGAAGAUGAAAGAGGUUGGUUGUAGAAAGAACCCUGGCUGUAGUUUGAUUGAAGUGAAUGGCAUCUGUUGUGAGUUUGUGGUGGGUGAUAAAUCACAACCUUAUGUUUUAGAAUUGUGUUUGAAUUUAGGUCAAUUGGUCAUGGAAUUUGAGGACAAUAGUAACAAUGAUAACGAUGAUGAUAAAUAA
Messenger RNA from Telopea speciosissima, 1542 nucleotides. Its product is annotated as pentatricopeptide repeat-containing protein At5g66520-like. Gene Ontology annotation, molecular function: RNA binding; protein binding. The transcript has a single exon. NCBI's taxonomy places the organism in Eukaryota, Viridiplantae, Streptophyta, Magnoliopsida, Proteales, Proteaceae. The record is from RefSeq and is a predicted model, not a curated record. Gene Ontology annotation, biological process: RNA modification. The coding region runs from base 1 to 1542 and encodes 513 amino acids.